CCUUUGCAGUAGGCCCUUCAAGCUGCCAGGUCGACUGUAGGGAGCACUCCUCCGCCUUCCUUCGAUUGACAGGUCUGGGGCUCGGACAUGAGCUCCCAAGAGACCCCACAAGCUCGGAGAUUUCCAAUAGAGGCAGGAGAUUCUCCCAGCCUGGCAACGGCCCCCGAAACUCAGGAGCCCGUUGCCCCCGAGCGCGCUGCAACAAGGCAGCUGCGAAGAUGUCCAGGGUGCCACUGCCUGACCUUGCCCAAUGUCCCCAUUGAUGUCUACAUUGCCAUGGGUGGGAGCCACAGGCCACGAACUACCUGAAGACUCCCCCAGGUCGGCUCAAGUGCUGAGGCCACAGCGGCUGUCCCAGGAAACACACUGACAGCCAGACAACAGUGAAGCAAGCCACACAGAACAGUGACGCACAUUUUAAUAAAAGGACACCUUAAAAUGUU
Thamnophis elegans (Western terrestrial garter snake) is the source of this 443-nucleotide messenger RNA. It is a transcript of the gene FAM229A, whose product is annotated as family with sequence similarity 229 member A. Bases 88 to 309 code for a protein of 73 amino acids. Lineage: Eukaryota; Metazoa; Chordata; Lepidosauria; Squamata; Natricidae. The transcript is spliced from 3 exons. The record is from RefSeq and is a predicted model, not a curated record.